AUGCUGCUCAGAGCUGCAGAGUGUGCCACAGUGGUCCCUGGUAGCACGUGCAGCUCCCAGCACACCCACCUGCCCCUCCAGCACUCCCACGACCUUGCCUCGGCCUCGGCGCCUUGCCAUUCUUCCGCCUGCUGCGUCUCAUCUGUGCCUCGCCCCCUCGUCGCCUCAUCCCAUCCGCGCCUCACUCCGUCCAUGCCUCACCCCUUCCGUGCCCCACCCCAUCUUUGGUCCUCCCAGCCACGAGUCUGUCAUUGCUGGCCAGCGAGUGGAACGAGUUCAACGGCAGCGACACGUGGGGAUGGCGCCAUGCGGACUGCAUGGCCAUGGAGAAUCCGCUGCGACCAUGAUGGGUACAUUGUUUCCAUAAUGCUUCGGCUGAAGAUCUUUGGAGCCCCGAUACCCAACAUGAUCAGUCAAUUCGAGAGCCUUGAAGCCCUAGUGCUGAACUAUUGCGAAGUCACAGGCAGCAUUCCGGAUGCCCUCUUUAGCCUGCAGCAAUUGAAAGCGCUUGAUCUUUCGGGCAAUUCAAUCACGGGGACGCUGCCAGGUGGCUUCAGCCGCAUGACCAACUUAGUAUACCUAGACCUUACUGGCAACCUGCUAUCCGGGCCCAUCACCCCGCUGUCCAACUUACUGCAACUCAAAGCAAUGUUUAUCUCUGACAAUUCCUUCAGCAGUUCGCUACCCAACGAGCUCGGAACUCUCACCAGCCUCGAAAUUCUGUACUUUCCCUACAACCUCUUCUCUGGAAGCCUCCCUUGUUCACUGGGCAACCUGACCUUGCUACAUGAUCUUAGCGUGCACCACAAUCAACUCACUGGUACCAUACCCGACUCUUUCAGUGGCCUUCACAACCUCCGUAUUCUCCGUUUGGGAAGCAAUCAGCUGACAGGGUCCAUUCCUGAGUCACUUGCGUUCCUCUCUGCCCUCAUCUUCCUCGGCCUCGAGUACAACCAUUUGGACGGCUCAAUUCCCAAUUCACUCUCGUCCCUGCAGCAGCUGUUGCGCCUAUCGCUCUCAAUGAACCGGCUGUCGGGAGGGAUACCUGUUGUGCUGGGGGAUAUGACUUGUCUGCAGUACCUGGUCCUAACAGGCAACCCAUUGAACGGAACAAUCCCUACUUCCAUUGGGAAACUCACCAACCUGAUCAGCUUGAUCCUCACAGGCAAUCAGCUGUCUGGAACCAUCCCCAGCACCUUCACCAGUCUCUCCAAGCUUCAGGAUUUCUUAGUGGCAUUCAACGAUCUUGAUGGCCCCAUUGACCACAUCGUACGACCCAUGACGGACCUCAGUUACCUUUUCCUCACAGGCAAUCGGUUCUCUGGUCGUAUUCCCAGCAUCUCCAGUCGAAGCUUGGAGAUUUACCGCGUGGGGCACAACUUCUUCACACACGGCCACCUCAAGCUGAGCAACUGCUCUGCAGUCCAGUGGGACGUGUCUGAAAACUGCCUUGCUGUUUCGCCAAGCGUCUGCGGCCCUGCUUCCACCCAACGGCCUGCUUCUGCAUGUGCUGCAUUUUGUGGGCUGGAGGCUGGUUCCACUGGUCCUGUGUGUGGGGGCCAUGGCUACUGCUCUCUGAAUCAUUUUACUGGAGAAGGGGAGUGUGUGUGUGACCCCAACUACAUGCUCAACAGCAGCAACACCAACGCCUGUCUGCCUGGAGCUGCUGGUGCUUCUCUGGCAUCAAGCUCAGCCUAUGUGUCUCUCCGGGGCUCUGCAGCUGUGCUCUCCAACGGCUCCAUUCUGCUCACCAGCGGCGCGGCCAGCCAGCAAGGCUCUGCCUUUGCCUCGCCCGCGCUGCGCCUCUUCUACAUUCCUGACAAGCGCUCUCCCUGCGGAACUGAGCUGGGCUUCCGAGUUGCCUUCAGCUUCGCAAUGAUCCCCGGGGAUCAGGGGGCGGGUGGGGAAGGGCUUGCGUUUGUGGUGACAGCAGCUGCUGCUGGCAAGGGGGCGAGUGUGGGGCUGGGAGGGGUGGGGAAGCGGAGUGUGGCGGUGGAGUUUGACUCGGUGCUGAGUGUGAAGCACAGCGACCCCAACGACAACCACGUGGGCGUCAAUGUGGGCGGCUCACCUGUGUCCCUCACCUCUGCCACGGCCCCUCUCAUCCUCAACGACGCCCACACCAAGCACGCCUGGAUCCACUACGACCCCACCAGCGGCGGCACCCUCCGAGUCUUCCUCUCCUCCGACCCCCAGCAGCCCCUCACCCCCACCCUCACAGCAAGCGUGUCUCUCUGCUCCGUGCUCAAGCCCACUGCAUCCGACUCUCUCUUCCUCUUCGGCUUCGUCGCCCUCUCAACCAGCCAGCCCCAAAGACAUGCCAUAUUGUCCUGGAGCUUCGUCACAGAUAUUCCCUCUUCUCUGUAA
Closterium sp. Naga37s-1 is the source of this 2367-nucleotide messenger RNA. The record is from the annotation of a GenBank genome assembly. Lineage: Eukaryota; Viridiplantae; Streptophyta; Zygnematophyceae; Desmidiales; Closteriaceae.